GCCUGCCCGAGCGUCCCGCGCCUCCCGCCGGCCCGAUGCAGCGCACGGAGAAGGUGCUGCAGCUGCGGGGCCUGCAGGGCCGCUCGGUGCGCAUCGUGCGGGAGCACUACCUGCGCCCCGACGUGCCCUGCCGCAGCGCGCUGUGCCAGGCCGCCUGCCCCCGCGAUGGGAAAUUGUUGUCAGAUGAUGUGACUCAUUAUGUUGUCCCUGACUGGAAGAUUGUUCAAGAUUACCUUGAGAUUCUUGAGUUUCCAGAGCUGAAGGGUAUUAUCUUCAUGCAAACAGCAUGUCAAGCUGUGCAGCAUCAAAGGGGUCGCAGACAGUACAACAAAUUGCGAAAUCUAGUGAAGGAUGCCCGUCAUGACUGUAUUCUGUUUGCUAAUGAAUUCCAGCAGUAUUGUUAUUUGCCAAGAGAGAGGGGAGAAUCAAUGGAGAAAUGGCAGACCAGGAGUAUUUACAAUGCAGCAGUAUGGUAUUAUAAUCACUGCUUGGGUCAGCUGCCGGUUGUUAUGGUAACAGAAGAUGAAGAUGCUAUCAGAGAAUAUGGAGGUGAAACGGAAGGAGUGUUUGUGAUUUCAUUCAAGAAUUACUUGGAUAAUUUUUGGCCUGACUUAAAAGCUGUCCAUGAACUCUGCGAUUCUAUACUUCAAUCUCGGCGUGAACGAGAGUGUGAAAGCCAAGAAAACAAUGGGAAGGAAUACCCUGAACAUCUUCCUAUGGAAGUAUUGGAGGCUGGGAUCAAAUCUGGACGAUAUAUACAGGGUGUCGUGAAUGUCAAUAAGCACAGAGCACAAAUGGAAGCUUUUGUUCGACUUCAAGGAGCCAGUGGUAAAGAAACAGAUCUCCAAAGUGAUAUACUUAUUCAUGGUACCAAAGCUCGGAACCGUGCAAUCCAUGGUGAUGUAGUAGCUGUAGAGUUGUUACUCCAGCAUGAAUGGAAAGGAAGAACUGCUUCCCUUUGUGAGAAUGAUACUGAAGAAAAGGCACCAGGUGACACCUCCAGUGAACCUAUGCCCACAGGUAGAGUUGUUGGAAUCAUUCAGAAGAACUGGCGAGAUUAUGUGGUCACUUUUCCAUCCAAAGAAGAGAGUCAGUCUCAGGGUAAAAAUGCCCAGAAAAUCCUUGUUACACCUUGGGAUUACAGAAUUCCGAAAAUCAGGAUCAGUACACAGCAGGCUGAGGCACUACAGGACUGUAGAGUUAUUGUGCGUAUUGAUUCCUGGGAGUCAACAUCUGUGUAUCCAAAUGGACAUUUUGUACGAGUUUUAGGACGGAUAGGAGAUCUCGAAGGGGAAACUGCAGUUAUUCUAGUGGAGAACAGCAUUUCUGUUGCCCCUUUCUCAGAAGUCCAGAUGUGUGAGAUGCCUUCCAGUACCUCAGAGAACCCAUGGAAGGUGAAUCCAGAGGAGGAACCAAAACGCAUAGACUUGAGGAAUACACAUUUGGUAUUCAGCAUUGACCCCAAAGGCUGUGAAGAUGUGGAUGAUGCACUGUCCAUUAGAACAUUAGCCAAUGGGAACCUCGAGCUAGGUGUCCACAUUGCAGAUGUAACCCAUUUUGUGGCAGUAAAUUCUUACACUGACAUUGAGGCCAGAGCAAGGGCAACAACCUGUUAUUUAGCUGAUCGUCGUUAUGAUAUGCUGCCUUCCAUCCUGAGUGCUGACUUAUGCUCUCUUCUUAGCAGAGUUGAAAGGUAUGCUGUCAGUGUCAUGUGGGAGCUAGAUAAAAAUUCCUAUGAAAUCCUGAGAGUCUGGUACAACAGAACCAUCAUUCAGUCUUCAUACAAACUGGUCUACGAGGUAGCUCAGGGAUUAUUAGAUGGUGACCUAAGUGUUGUUGAUGAUAUCCUAGAACUCAAAGAACUGGAUGAGAGAACUAGACAACAGAAGCUGGAAGAACUGGUCUGGGCAAUAGGAAAACUGACUGAUAUAGCUCGACGUGUUCGGGCUAAACGUGACAGCUGUGGCGCUCUAGAGCUGGAAGGAGUAGAAAUAAGAGUGCAGCUGGAUGAUAAAAAGAACAUUCAUGAUCUCAUCCCUAAACAGCCGCUGGAGGUGCAUGAGACUGUUGCUGAAUGUAUGAUCCUUGCUAACCACUGGGUGGCAAAGAUGAUUUGGGAGAACUUUCCUCACCAUGCUUUGCUGCGCCAACACCCUCCACCACGACAAGAGUUUUUUUCUGAGCUCCGAGAAUGCGCGAGUGCCAAAGGCUUUUCCAUAGACACACGGUCUAAUAAAGCACUGGCUGAUUCUCUGAGUAAAGCAGAUGAUCCCUUAGAUCCAACUGUGAAUAAAUUACUGCGGUCCAUGGCUACUCAGGCGAUGUCUAAUGCACUGUACUUCUCGACUGGCUCGUGCCCCGAAGAAGAGUUCCAUCAUUAUGGACUUGCCCUAGAUAAAUAUACGCAUUUUACUUCUCCAAUUAGAAGAUAUGCUGAUAUUGUCGUCCACAGACUGCUAAUGGCUUCCACUUUAAAAGAUACUAAAGUAGAUGUUACGGCUAAUUUGUUCAGCAACAAAGAUCUUGAGGAAUUGUGUAGACACAUCAACAACAGAAACAGGGCUGCACAACAUGCCCAGAAACAGUCUACGGAGCUUUUCCAGUGUAUGUAUUUCAAAGACAAAGUCUCUGACACAGAUGAGCGCUGUACAGAAGAUGGUGUUAUUUACUCCAUUCGAACAAAUGGGGUACUUGUUUUUGUACCAAGGUAUGGCAUUAAAGGUGCUGCUUAUCUGAAAAACAAGGAGGGUUUGGUCAUCUCCUGUCAGUCUGAUGGCAGUUGUGUAUGGAAACCUGGUUCUCUUCAGCGUUUUCAGAACAGAAUUACUUCCACAACAGUUGCUGGAGAAUCUGUUACAUUGAGUCUGUUUGACCAUAUAACAGUAAAAAUAUCUGUGCAGAGUUCACGCUGCCAUCCUGACACCAUCAAGCUUGAAAUAAUUAGCAACAUACCUUGCAAGAAUACAGCCACAGAGCUUUACCAGAAGAAUUCCCACAUAUUGAAAGCUGACUUAGUAAAAGAAGUAACCAGAUCUGCAGAGGAAGCUCAACUUGCCCAAGAAAAAAAAAACAUUGAAGUAAUUCAGGAAGAAUAUCAGGAGUAUUGCCAAACAAAAGGAGUUAACUUGUACCAACUGCUUGAGGAAAUUAGGGACUUAGCUCUACUGGAUGUAUCAGCUGGUAACUGAGCAUGAACUAGUAUUUGGUGCUGCUCUACUUAAGCAGCUUUGCACUAUUUUAAAUCUUGUUAGGUGAUAAACCAUUUUUAAUGUGUUCUGCUUUUGCUAAUUUGAACUGUACCUCAGCUAAAAUUAACACUGAUUUUUAGAGUGAAACAGGCCUAACUGAUUUAAGAUGUUUUAUACAUGGUUAACUACUGUAUUCUCACUGAAAGACUAAAGAUUGUAUUGUGGUAAACUACUUAAGAUGUCUUCUUUU
This is a messenger RNA of Mauremys mutica (yellowpond turtle), 3438 nucleotides long. It is a transcript of the gene DIS3L, whose product is annotated as DIS3 like exosome 3'-5' exoribonuclease. Lineage: Eukaryota; Metazoa; Chordata; Testudines; Geoemydidae. Gene Ontology annotation, molecular function: RNA binding; 3'-5'-RNA exonuclease activity. Gene Ontology annotation, cellular component: cytoplasmic exosome (RNase complex). The transcript has 17 exons. Gene Ontology annotation, biological process: rRNA catabolic process. The coding region runs from base 36 to 3188 and encodes 1050 amino acids. The record is from RefSeq and is a predicted model, not a curated record.